This is a messenger RNA of Grammomys surdaster, 1766 nucleotides long. RefSeq names its product N-acylethanolamine acid amidase (gene Naaa). Gene Ontology annotation, cellular component: lysosome. The transcript has 11 exons. NCBI's taxonomy places the organism in Eukaryota, Metazoa, Chordata, Mammalia, Rodentia, Muridae. Gene Ontology annotation, molecular function: fatty acid amide hydrolase activity. The record is from RefSeq and is a predicted model, not a curated record. The coding region runs from base 3 to 1091 and encodes 362 amino acids. Gene Ontology annotation, biological process: fatty acid metabolic process.
CCAUGGGGACCCUAGCCACCCGGGCCGCCUGCUAUGGGGCACACCUGGCCCUGGCUCUGUUGCUGCUGCUGUCGCUGUCGGGUCCAUGGCUGUCGGCUGUCGUCCCCGAGACUCCACCUCUCUUCAACGUCAGUCUGGACGCGGCCCCGGAGCAGCGCUGGCUGCCGCUGCUGCGGCACUACGACCCAGACUUCGUGCGCGCCGCGGUGGCGCAGGUCAUUGGCAACAGAGUUCCCCAGUGGGUACUCAAGACGAUCGGGGAAAUCGUGUGGAAGGUGGAGAACUUCCUGCCUCAGCCCUUCACUGACGAGAUCCGCGGCAUUUGUGACUUCCUCAACCUCAGCCUGGCCGAUGGUAUCUUGGUCAAUCUGGCCUAUGAGGCUUCGGCAUUCUGCACCAGUAUCGUGGCCCAAGACUCCCAAGGCCGUAUUUAUCAUGGCCGGAACCUGGACUAUCCUUUUGGAAAUACCUUACGAAAUCUGACGGCGGACGUGCAGUUUGUAAAGAAUGGGCAGAUUGUAUUCACGGGGACCACUUUUGUUGGCUAUGUAGGACUGUGGACAGGUCAAAGUCCACACAAGUUUACAAUUUCUGGUGAUGAACGAGAUAAAGGCCGGUGGUGGGAGAAUAUGAUCGCGGCGCUUUCACUGGGCCACUCCCCCAUCAGCUGGCUUAUCCGCAGAACCCUGAGUGAGUCAGAAAACUUUGAAGCAGCUGUUUACACGCUGGCCAAGACUCCCCUCAUUGCCGAUGUUUAUUACAUUGUUGGGGGUACAUCGCCCAAGGAGGGACUAGUCAUCACCAGGGACAGAGGUGGCCCGGCGGACAUUUGGCCUCUUGACCCUCUGAAUGGAGCGUGGUUCCGAGUUGAGACGAAUUACGACCACUGGAAGCCUGUACCCAAGAGGGAUGACCGAAGAACACCAGCCAUCAAAGCCCUAAAUGCCACAGGGCAAGCUCACCUCAGUCUGGAGACCCUCUUCCAGGUUUUAUCCAUGUUUCCUGUUUAUAACAACUACACAAUUUAUACUACAGUUAUGAGUGCUGCCGAGCCCGACAAGUACAUGACCAAGAUCAGAAACCUGAGCUGAAGGUGAGCAGGUGAUUUAUCAUCAAAAAGCUGGAUUUAGAUGUCUGAGACUGGAAAUAUUGUACCAUUUUUCCUGAGCAACACCAGCUCCCUUCUCAGGGAGCUUUUCUGCCUUGUGGAGGGAGAGGUCUCUCGGCACAAGUCUGGAGGAAGAGGACAGAAGCCCACUGUCUUGCAUCCUCCUGACUUCCUGGUCCCCUUGAGCUUCAUUAACAACCCACCCUGGCUUGAACAACUCAGAUAACUGGUCUCAGAGGUCAGGCUGCAUUCGACCAGUCACAAGUGUCCUGUGAUUCUGUGUUCGCACUCCUACUUUUCCACUGAAGAAGGGAACAAGAUGGCCGUCAUGUGGAAGGAAGCCUUGUGGACAAGCCCCAUAAGAAAGUUUCUCCUAAGGCUGGGGUGAGGCUCAGUGGCAGAGUUUGCACCAUUAGAUAGAUAGAUAGAUAGAUAGAUAGAUAGAUAGAUAGAUAGAUAGAUAGAUAGACAGACAAAGGUUUUCUCCAAAGAGGAAGGACCUCUAAUUUGAGUAGAAUUUGCUUGAGGGUAUUUCCUCUGACCUUUGACUUCAUGCUUUACAUAGUGGAAACUCACUUUUUGUAAACUUCUAAUGUAUUUUUAAAAUAUGGACCUUUUAAAAAAUAAAACUACUUUCUGAAAAUUGUAUGACACUAAA